AUGCAAAUGGCAUCAUCAUCUGCCGCUUAUCUUUUACCAGGGCCAUCAUCAUCACCAAUAGGAGCUAAAGCAGCACUUAUUAAACAAAUACUACCAAAAUCAUCACAAAUAACAGGAUCAACAACACUUCAUUCUGUUCAUCCUCAACUUCAAUACCCGCUUCAUCGAUCUUCUGCUUCCAAUCAACAAUUUUCGAGAAUAACAUCUAAUGUUGACACACUUCACUCAUUAACGGUUACUAAUACUAAUAAUGGUACUUCACUAUUGAUGACAAACAAUAAUCAUAAUACCAAUAAUAACACAUCAUCUAUGUUGACAACUAACAAUGGUGAUGAUAGUGGUGGUGGUGGUUCUGGAGGACAUAGUCUUUCACAAAGUAUGGAAUCGAUUAAUAAUAUUGGUUUAACAGAUGAUGAGUAA
Rotaria sp. Silwood1 is the source of this 420-nucleotide messenger RNA. NCBI's taxonomy places the organism in Eukaryota, Metazoa, Rotifera, Eurotatoria, Philodinida, Philodinidae. The record is from the annotation of a GenBank genome assembly.